CUCGCCACCAAUAACCUAUCAGACAUAAUACCACCACAAUUACGGAAUCCAUCCCAACGAAAUCUAACGAGCAAGUAAACAUGGUCAUCCACGCGACCGGCGGCUCCUUUGACUUCCUCGGGUCGUGCUGCUUCUGCAUCCCGUGGAAGCCGUGGAAAUCGCGCGCACCCUCUCCUCCGAACUCUCCGGCGUACCGCAGCAAACGCUACAACGCCCAGGUCCGGACCAACCUAAACCUGCCCGCACGGCCGAUAGAGCUACUUACGCGCACUCGGCUUGAUGAGAGCACCGGCAACAGCGAGGCCGGCAGUCAGACCAUGCUCCUAGGCGAGCACAGACGCCCUGUUUCUCGCCCUGUUGCUCCAGUGCCAAGUCUACCACCCUCAACACUGUCACGAGCGCCAGGCAGCACCGGCACGCGACGCAGCAAUGGCAGCGCGACCAAGAACCCCCCGCGCUGGUCAACGGAGCCGCUUGACGACGCGCAGCUGACGGAGCUUUUCGACGCUAUCCACGCGACGUUGGCUCACGUGCCGUACGCCAUCUGCGGCCUGGCGGCCCUGGCGGACCACGGGUUCACAGAGCGGCGGGUGCGCCGCGGUAUUAGCCUGUUAUGCCCGGCACACUCCAAGAACAACGUGCGGGCGUGGCUUGCCGCGAGCGGCUACGGCACCGCAGACGAGUACGCCGACUCGGUCGGGAUUCCGAUCCGGACGCGCCGCGCCGUCGAGGCCGCCCAGCGCAAGGGCAAGGGCAAGAAGAAGGCUCGACCCGGGCAGGAUGCGGAGGAGGAGGGAGACGACAGCGAGGCGGAAACCGAGAUGCGCCGCGUCCGCAUCAAGUACCUCGAGGAGGGCUUCGAGUCCCUGGAGCUCGUGCGCUCGUGCCACAGCCAGGCCUGGGUGCUGAGCCUGACAAGCCAGCUCGACCACGUCGCAGCUGGGUUCGUCGACCACCACCGGAGGCUGCAGGCGGUUCGCGCCGCGGCGGGCCGCAGCCGUGGCGGCAGCAGCCGCUACGGCGGCAAGGGCGGCAGAAGCCGGAGCAACAGCGCAUGGAAGGAGAAGGAGCGGCUCGACCGCGAGCGCGAAAAGGAGGAGCGUGCGCUAGCAACUAUCGCUGGCGACGUGUUCUGGUGCCUGAACAAGGCCGCGUCAGCGCGAGCGCCGCUGAGUCCGGCACGACUACCGACGCUGCUGGGCGAGGCGUUCUGGACGCCGUUCACAGCGACGUACGGGGCAGCGGCGCGACCGGCGCUGGCGCGGGCGGGGAUCGACGUGGCGGGGGUGCUGGCACGACACCGGGAGGAGGCGGCGGUGCGCGAACACGAGGAGAUGCUGCGGCGGUACAUGGACGGCGGCGACGGCGGCCAGGAGAGAGAGGUGCGAGGGCUUGGUGGUCGGCCCGUCGGCGCUGCCACCCCAUCGCCACCCUUCGAGGGCAUGCGCACGCUGCUCGCCGAUAAGCGCAGUGUGUACACUCUGCGCGACACGCGUGAUUUCUCCGGGUACAACUUCUCUCCAGUGUCGCCCGUGUUCGUGCCGUACACUAACCCGUUAGGCGGGCUACCGUCAGUGCGGCUGGGGCCCCAGCAGGAGGAGGAGGAGGAGGAGGAGGAACAGGGCAAGCAGUCGCCCGAUCUCGAGUACGAGUCGGAGCCCGAGCCCGCGCCCGAGUCCGAGCCGCAGCAGUCGCAGGACGAGGGGAGCAUGGAGGAAAAGGACCGCAGAGACGGCGCGAGAGCUAAGCCGGUCAACCGGCUCAUCCGCAAGUGGAACAGCCUGCGGGAUGUCGGCGGUGACACUGCCGCCGCCGCCGCCACGAAGUCCUCGCCGCUCGACCAGGGGCGUAGCCUGACGCGGAACCGCAACACGUGGGACCCGUCGCGGGGCGGCGAGAACAGCAGACCAAGGUUCUGA
Durotheca rogersii is the source of this 1919-nucleotide messenger RNA. RefSeq lists its product as uncharacterized. Lineage: Eukaryota; Fungi; Ascomycota; Sordariomycetes; Xylariales; Xylariaceae. The record is from RefSeq and is a predicted model, not a curated record. The transcript has a single exon. Bases 81 to 1919 code for a protein of 612 amino acids.